ACGAAACACGGGCAGAGAUAGAAGAAACAGGGUGGGACUGAGAGUAAACAGGAUAACAGCCGUCAACGCAGACUCUGGUGGACACAUCUUUGCUCACAAAAGACAGCUGAUAUAUUCGUUAAGGUCACAUCUACAAGAUUUAGUAUUUGUUUAACUUGUUCAAGUAGCGUAAAGUGCCUCCUCCAGUGUUGCGUUUUUACCGUUUUUGUGAAUCCAGUUCUUCUCCAACUGAAAGAUGAAUUCGUUGGGCAGUUCUUCCAAGUGGACAUCUUACGACUCUCUAACCUCCACCUCCAGCUUCCUAUUUAGUGAAAGUGAGCAGACUGAGGAUGAAGAUGUUUUCUCAGAGGGAGAAGGGUACACUGUAAUCAGAAAGCCCCUCUCAGGUGAUGAAGGAAUCACACUCUCUGAGAAGUAUCUUGGUUUUCCAGCUCAUUCAAAUCAGCUACACUCAAGAUCUAAGAGUGACCAGCCUGAACACUGCCCCAACGAAACAAAGCACUUGGACCCAGCCUCUUCCCCUGGAGUCGCUGCGUUAGGCUCGUCUUCAGCAACACCAGGAGACCUGGCCUUUGCCCAGAAAUGUGCAGAUUUGCAGAGGUUUAUCUGUCCCUUGCUUGAGCUUCUACAAGGACUUAAGACCGGGCGGUUUGACAAAGGUCUAUCCAGUUUCCAGCAGAGUGUUGCCGUAGACAGAUUGCACAGGAUUCUUGGGAUUCUACAGAGACCUGAAAUGGGUGAGAAAUACCUCCAAAACCUGCUGCAGAUAGAGAUGAUGCUCAAAAUAUGGUUCCCUCGGGUGGCAUUUCAGUCUUCAGUUAUAACAGUCCAGACCACCACUCCCAGAAUCCGUCCACGGUGGCGCCAAAAUCAGCUCCACAUGCCAGUUAAGAAGAGAAAACUGAGCUGGUCAGACUCUGACAACUCCUGCGAAGUCCCAACCAAGCAAAUGCACUAUCAACAUGGAAAAUAUGGGAGCUGCCAGGCUGCGACUCCACUUGACUCUGUGGCCACGUGUCUACCCGAAUCACCAAAACAGCAGAGAGCUCCAGAGGAGGAAACCGUUAAACAGGCAGAGGGCAGCUGCACAGCUGAACACGAGUUUACAUACAGCACCGACACUUCAGUCAGACGGUUACAAUUAUGGAGCAAGAGAGGAAAUGAAUAUUGGAAGCAGUCAGAGAUUUCCCAGCCCUCUGCUUGUGAAAGACUGGCCACACAGGACAGCUCCGUGUCCUCAAGCAACAUCACAACUACGUCUGACUCACCUUAGCCGGCCUUAGCUGACCUCGCUACCACAUGGAGGUGCCACCGCAUGCCAGCCAGAGUGAAGGCAGAGGGCGGACUCGAUUACAUAAGGAUAAAGUUAGGCGCAGAGCCAGUCUGUGAUGGCUGCAAGGCACGUAAAACCACAAGAGGAGGAGGAGAAAUGCAGCAAGACACUCAUUAACCCUUUACUAUCCAGUGUGGUUUUUCAUUACUGCAGAGUUAUUGCACUAUAAUACCAGGAUUUGUAUAUUGUGUGUCACUUUUGUAUACAUUUUCUUUUACUAAGUUAAAAAAAGGAUGUUGAAAAUACUUUACAUGUGUUAUGCGUCUAAGCAGCCUGUGCUCCGUUUUUGUACCUUUUCAUAUCAUAUCAGCCCUACUAGUACAAUAUAGGAUUUUACAACACUAGUGAAAAACAGAACUAACAUAUCAUUUCUAAGAGCGUGAAGAAACAGAGAUCGUUGCUGGUACAGUUUAAAGCUGAAACAAUUAGUUAGUUGUCGUUUUCAAGCAGAAAUGCCCUAAAUUUGCUGGUACCUUCUUAUAUGGGAGCAUGUAAUGGGUAUUCGUGAUGGGACAUUUAAAAAAACAAACUUUUUUUCUGACAUUUUUUUUAGACCAACUAAUUGAACGAUGAAUCGAAGAAAUAAUAGGCAGCUUCAUUUGUAGGGAAAAUAAUUGUUCACCAAUCAGGGUUAUUUUGGUGAAUCGCACUACUUUUCAGGUGGUUUGGUUCCAUAAAGCAAAUUUAACUAGUUUCCCAGUAUAAGUUGCCACAAUAACUUAGCUUGAACUAUUUUGAAUUUGUUUUAUGGACAGAAUCAACUGAACAUGAGUCCGACUAACCCAAUUUUUUUAUUUAUUUGGGGUUUUAACAAAAAAAAAUCUGCCAUUUAGAAACAUUAAAAUUGAUUUUGCCGGCUGUUUGAUUGUAGCAUAUGGUGGAGCAAAGGUAUGUAGCUGCUGCCAAGAUGUGCCAAACAAAACCGAUUUGCAUUAUCAUAUCAUAUACAACUUACGUCAGUUCACAGUCGCUACUUCUUUAUUUAUUAUCACUUAACAAACGCGCAACAUUUUUGCUUCUAUGUAAAUUUAAAUCGAUGUAGCUACACUCAAAGAAAAGGUGCAACAUGCUGCACAGGAAAUACCACAACCUGAUUGAUCAACUAUCACUGAGGAUAUAUGACAUGUAUGGCUGAAUGUUGAUAUGUCAGUUACUCCAUACUCACUAGCCAGUGAGGUGUAGAAAGUGUUGAAAACACUAUUUUUAAGUGACUAUUUUUUAAUAUUAUAGAGCAAGUAUAAUAUAUUUGAUCCUGUGUGUGUUGGAAUAGAUGUAACAGCAUUCUGGAUGACCAUGAGGAAAUGUUACACAUUUGUUAACAUCAAAGAGUUGUGAUUUUAUUUAUUUAAGAGGAUCAGUACUUGAAAGUGUCCAAAUGGACAAAUGGAUGCUUUACAGGUACUUUAAAGAAAGACUUGUUAUUUGACUGUGGUUUGUUUGAAAUGUAAGCGUUUUGGCGGUGGAUAGUGGGCUAGUUAAAGCACAUUUUACUUAUUGCCAGGCUUAUUGUUCACACAAAAUGCCCCAAAUGUGUCAAAAUGAGUCAUUAUGAGGGUAAAGAACAGCUUCUGUGUCCCAUUUAAAAUGGAUUUGUAUUACUGACUUGCUGUUUAAAAAUUUGUAUCACUCAAAGUGCUUUACUUUUGACUAUGUAACGCAGAAUAUCAUGGAGAUGUGAUAAACAAAUUUCCAUUCCUGACCACCAUGUUUUAAAUUAGAUAUCAUUCAUGUUGAAUGGUGUUUCAUCUCUGGUGGUUUGUCACCAGUCAGCCUUACUUAUAUUUAAUAAGAUAUAAAGGUAACCAUAAACUGGCCUGAAAUUCCAUCAUCAGUCAAGUAAAGAGUGUUAUUUAUUUAGCGAUGCUUAAAAUCUUCAUCUCACCACAUAUGUCAUUAAAAACCAAAUGUGCUGUUGAGUAGUCAUUUUCAUUGGCCCUGAGUUAUGUUAUUUAAAAUGGGAACCGAAAGGACAUGGUGAUAGAGAACAGUGUAGUGUUGUUUUGGUAUAUAAAAUGUAGCAUCAUGCAUUUGUGAAUUAAGAGAAAAACUGCAAGUAGAGUAAAAAAAUCUUGUUUACCAGUCUAUUUCUUGUUUUUCGUUUCUUUGUUUCAGGCGACUUCUUUGUUUCUGAUAAUGAAAUUGUCAUUAAUGGUGACUGAUUGAUAAAUGCACAUAUUUUUAUAUAUUAAAUGAAUUACAUGGUUCAUCAAAAUACAGUUUGUCUAUUCAUUUCUGGAAUGAGAAACACUAACAAUCUACGCUUGUCAUAAAUCAGAUAAAUUUCCAUUUUCUUGAGAUUAAAGCAGUUUACCACGUAGAAAUUAAAUGAAAUCUGGCUAAC
Centropristis striata (black sea bass) is the source of this 3674-nucleotide messenger RNA. It is a transcript of the gene ciarta, whose product is annotated as circadian associated repressor of transcription a. The transcript is spliced from 6 exons. Gene Ontology annotation, biological process: circadian regulation of gene expression; negative regulation of DNA-templated transcription. Gene Ontology annotation, molecular function: RNA polymerase II cis-regulatory region sequence-specific DNA binding. The coding region runs from base 236 to 1273 and encodes 345 amino acids. NCBI's taxonomy places the organism in Eukaryota, Metazoa, Chordata, Actinopteri, Perciformes, Serranidae. The record is from RefSeq and is a predicted model, not a curated record. Gene Ontology annotation, cellular component: nucleus.